Messenger RNA from Penicillium maclennaniae, 741 nucleotides. Its product is annotated as FAM210 family protein. Lineage: Eukaryota; Fungi; Ascomycota; Eurotiomycetes; Eurotiales; Aspergillaceae. The coding region runs from base 1 to 741 and encodes 246 amino acids. The transcript has 2 exons. Gene Ontology annotation, cellular component: mitochondrion. The record is from RefSeq and is a predicted model, not a curated record.
AUGCCCGUUCGGCUCACACUUCUGUCGUGCUGGCUGCCGCCUGCUGAGCUUCUGACAAAAUCUACGCUUCGAGCCGUACAUAUGCCAUCGCCCCGGUCCAUUCAUCUGAGUCUGGCUCCCCUUCGCAGCCCACCAACAUUCAAAUCUACCCGGCGAUCCUUUAUGACAGGGGCACAUUAUAUUGGCCGACCAGCAGCACGAUCACGAGCGAGCUUGCGAGCGACCCAAACCCCCAAACAACCGCUGAACCGACGCUACAAUUCGGGAACUUCGGGCAGCUCGGCGCAGACAGAGAAAGAGGGCAACUCGUUGUCGCAACGACUUCGGAAACUUUCCCGUGAAUACGGCUGGGCCGCGGUCGGUGUAUACUUCGCUCUCUCGGCAUUGGACUUCCCCUUCUGCUUUGUUGCUGUGCGCCUGUUGGGCGUGGAGCGAAUUGGCUACUUUGAGCAUGUUGUGGUGCAGUCGGUCAAGGAUGCUUUCCACUCGGUGUGGCCCCAGACAGAGUCGAAUGCCCAGGGUGAGGGCGAGAGUGAGGAUACGCAGGCCAGCCUCGUCAUGGCGGACGAGCGGAACCAGGAAAAUGCCAGUAUUUGGACCCAGCUGGCGCUUGCCUAUGCCAUUCACAAGAGCUUCAUUUUCAUCCGUGUCCCGUUGACGGCAGCAGUGACACCAAAGAUUGUAAAGACUCUACGCCGCUGGGGUUGGGACAUUGGCAAGCGAACUCCCAAGAGCCCGUGA